UCGCGAAAUAAAAGUGCAGAAACAAGCCGGUGGCUCCCAGAGCGGCCGGGGCGGGCGCGGCGGGAGCCCCCAGCGCAGCGCGGAGCAGAGCGCGGAGCAGAGCGCGGAGCCCACCGGAGCCCACCUGCCCCCGGGACUCGGCAUCGCCCGGCUCUUCGCUCCGCGCCUUCUCCCCCCCCGCCCCCCGCGUACUGAGACCGUGAUACAUAUAUAUUUUUAUCCCUCCCCCCGGCUUUUCCUCCAGGACUUUUCCACCGCCUUGGGACACCCGCAAACUUCUCCCUCGCUCCCCCUUCCCUCCCGCCCCUCCUUCGCUGGUGGUUUUGUGCUUGUUUUGGUUUUGUUUUGCUUUUUUUCUUUUUUUUUUUUUUUUUUUUUUUUUCCCCCGUGGAGGGGGAGAAGACCCACCCGCCUGCCUUUCGCCUCCCGCGCCCCACCGGAGAGGCCGGGAGCGGCUCCGGCAGCGCGGGCAGCACCUCCCCGGCGCACCGCGUGUGAGCCCGGCCCGGCUCGGCGCGGCCCGGCGCGGCUCGGCACGGCUCGGGCGCUCGCCCCCGAUAAUGCAGAGCUACAAGUACGAUAAGGCGAUCCCGCCGGAGAGCAAGAAUGGGGGCAGCCCGGCGCUGAACAACAACCCGGCCAAGAGCAGCAGCAAGAAAGCCCUGCUCAUCUGCCUCGACUUCCUCUGCCUCGUCAUGGCGGGGUUGCCCUUCCUCAUCAUUGAAACGAGCACAAUCCAGCCCUACCAGCGGGGCUUCUACUGCGAUGACGACAGCAUCAGGUACCCGCUGAAGACGAUGGAGACUAUCAAUGAUGCAGUGCUGUGUGCUGCGGGCAUCCUCAUCGCUAUCCUCGCUAUUAUAACGGGAGAGCUCUACCGCAUCCACUACCUGAAGGAGAAAUCACACUCCUUUAUCCAGAACCCCUACGUGGCGGCUCUUUACAAGCAGGUGGGCUGCUUCGUUUUCGGCUGCGCCAUCAGCCAGUCCUUCACAGACAUUGCCAAAGUGUCCGUCGGGCGCUUGCGGCCGCAUUUCCUGGAGGUUUGCGAUUUGGAUUUUUCCACCAUCAACUGCGCUAAGGGAGUUUACAUCCAGAACUACACCUGCAGGGGAAACGACAGCAAGGUCCAGGAAGCCAGGAAAUCCUUCUUCUCCGGGCACGCGUCCUUCUCCCUCUACACCAUGCUGUAUUUGGUGUUUUAUCUGCAGGCCAGAUUCACGUGGAAGGGAGCCCGCCUGCUCCGUCCCCUCCUCCAGUUCACCCUCAUCAUGAUGGCAUUUUACACCGGCCUGUCCCGCGUGUCGGACCACAAGCAUCACCCCACCGACGUGCUGGCGGGCUUUGCCCAGGGAGCCCUGGUGGCUUACUGCGUGGUGUUUUACGUCUCAGAUCUCUUCAAGCCCAAGACAAAGACUUGCCUGCCUCCACCGCCCAUCCGGAAGGAGAUCCUUUCACCUGUGGACAUCAUUGAGCGGAAUAACCAUCACAACAUGGUGUAGACCUUUGAGAAAUUGGAUGGGUGUUGUAUUUUUAUUUUUUUAAUAUUUUUUUUUUUUU
This is a messenger RNA of Falco peregrinus (peregrine falcon), 1560 nucleotides long. It is a transcript of the gene PLPP3, whose product is annotated as phospholipid phosphatase 3. The record is from RefSeq and is a predicted model, not a curated record. The coding region runs from base 561 to 1502 and encodes 313 amino acids. NCBI's taxonomy places the organism in Eukaryota, Metazoa, Chordata, Aves, Falconiformes, Falconidae. Gene Ontology annotation, molecular function: phosphatidate phosphatase activity. The transcript is spliced from 6 exons. Gene Ontology annotation, biological process: phospholipid metabolic process; canonical Wnt signaling pathway; phospholipid dephosphorylation.